Messenger RNA from Sinocyclocheilus grahami, 534 nucleotides. It is a transcript of the gene spcs2, whose product is annotated as signal peptidase complex subunit 2. The coding region runs from base 81 to 503 and encodes 140 amino acids. Gene Ontology annotation, cellular component: membrane; signal peptidase complex. Gene Ontology annotation, biological process: protein targeting to ER. The record is from RefSeq and is a predicted model, not a curated record. NCBI's taxonomy places the organism in Eukaryota, Metazoa, Chordata, Actinopteri, Cypriniformes, Cyprinidae. The transcript has 4 exons.
UCGAUUUCUAUUGGACGGUUUCUGUGUGAUUUUAACCAAUCACACUCACCCAGGUCACAGCAAACGAACAGGAAGAAAAGAUGGCGGCGAGGAACGGAAAGAAUGGUCUACUGGAAAAAUGGAGGAUUGAUGAAAAGCCGGUCAAGAUCGACAAAUGGGAUGGUGCAGCGGUGAAGAACUCGCUAGAUGAUGCCGCUAAGAAGGUUCUGAUUGAAAAAUAUGGCUACAUUGAAACCUUCAACUUAGUCGAUGGACGUCUGUUCAUUUGCACGGUCUCCUGCCUUUUUGCUGUUGUAGCUUUAAUUUGGGAUUACCUGCACCCAUUCCCAGAGUCCAAGCUUGUACUGGCCUGCUGUGUCGUUUCAUACUUCAUAAUGAUGGGUAUUUUGACCCUCUACACCUCUUACAAAGAGAAGAACAUCUUCCUCAUGGCCAUGCAGAAGGACCCAGCUGGCAUGGACCCAGAUCACAUCUGGCAGCUCUCCUCUAGCCUAAAAAGGUGAUUUUUAUUUUUUUCAUUUGUUUUUCUCCUUU